Molecule: messenger RNA, 615 nt
Organism: Aspergillus niger
Lineage: Eukaryota; Fungi; Ascomycota; Eurotiomycetes; Eurotiales; Aspergillaceae
Exons: 3
Coding region: 1-615 (204 amino acids)
Source: RefSeq, a predicted model, not a curated record
AUGGGUGCCAACACCAGGUCGAUCUCGAUCUUGGGAUCAGUGACGGUUGUUCUAAGUCUGGCUGUCGACGCCGUAGCAUUUCAGUUUUUCAAUUCCACUCCAUCCGGCAUCCCUUCAACUUGCGGCGAUAUCCUGCUAUACAUUGUGAACAAAACCCUCGAAGUAAUUUGCGUGCCAGACUGCAAAGACUUGUUCUAUGAGUAUCGCUCAACCGUGGAAAAUGUCUGUGGAACCACAGUGUAUGAUUUCCCGGGCGUCAACCAAAAUGUCCAAAGCUUCUUGGACCCUCUGGCAUGGGCUUUCAAUGUUCCUUGCCUGACUAGCGGCGAUGAAUACUGCUAUUUGGGCAUCACCAACCGCAAGAACAGCAUUGAGCCUUGCUCUGACUGUUUUCUACAGUAUGAGGCUGCUAUGCUAGGCUCUGUGUAUGGCAGACAGCACGCUCAAGCUACCCUUACUCGACACCAACGAGCACCAGUGGUUCAACAAACUCAUCUGCUACUAGUUCGCCUAUUGCAACUUGCACCCGGUCCGCUUACACUGUCCAGGAGAGCGAUAGCUGUGACUCCAUUUUGGAGGCACAUGAAAUUGCUACGGAUAUUUGCAUUCGGUUAG